Messenger RNA from Heterobilharzia americana, 293 nucleotides. The record is from the annotation of a GenBank genome assembly. Lineage: Eukaryota; Metazoa; Platyhelminthes; Trematoda; Strigeidida; Schistosomatidae.
AUUAUACAAUCCGUGAGAUUGGUCUGCAAAUACUCGAUGAGUACGAUUUAUUUCGAAAAAUGAAACUGGAUUAUUUUUUGAUGGCGAGAAUAUUUAGUAAGCCUACUGCGUAUGCAUAUUUAUUUGUGUGUGCUCGUGUAUGUGAUUACUAUUUAUUUUAUAUAGUGAUGCGACUUGGUAAUUACCUACAUGUUCACUCUGUAAACUUUUAAUUUCAUCCUCUGUUAACAGCUGAAUUACACUAUUAAGACUGUUUAAACUGAAGAUUAAGUGGGAUGAAAUCGGAAAUUGUG